AUGACAGUGGCCUCAGACUCUUACAUGGCGGCAGGAAACGGAGGCAAUUGCUCUGUUACGGUAAAGAAGAUCUCGUAUAGCUUCGCCCAGUUCCAUGUACAUGCCCCUUCCGAGCAUACCUUCAAUGGCAAAGCGUUUGAUGGCGAAAUCCAUUUUGUGCACAAGAACGCAGACGGUUCGGCAGCUCUCGUGAUCGGACUCUUUAUCGAGAAGACUGAUGAAGAAGUCACCGAACCAGCAGUAGAUGUUCUUGUGGAUGCAAUGAGCGACGUCACGAAGAAUACUACCAUCCCGAUUACCCUGGGCUCGUAUUCGGAGCUACUUAGCGAUUAUAUUGGCAAAAGCCACCUCUUCAACUACGCGGGUAGCUUGACAACCCCGCCGUGCACCGAGUUUGUGGAUUGGUGGUUGAUUCGCAAGCCUGCUCGGAUAUCCUCAGCUCAAUAUGAUCGCAUCAAAGCGAAUCUUGCUGAGCUCGACGCAACCGUCAGUGGAAAGAACGCACGCCCCAUUCAACCACUUUACGAACGCACUGUCACUUUGUACAGCUAA
Messenger RNA from Phytophthora infestans T30-4, 552 nucleotides. RefSeq names its product carbonic anhydrase, putative. NCBI's taxonomy places the organism in Eukaryota, Oomycota, Peronosporomycetes, Peronosporales, Peronosporaceae. The record is from RefSeq and is a predicted model, not a curated record. The transcript has 3 exons. Gene Ontology annotation, molecular function: zinc ion binding; carbonate dehydratase activity. Bases 1 to 552 code for a protein of 183 amino acids.